UUAGUCGUACCUGUAAUCAUACCACGUCGCAGUGUGUAGUUUGUCUUCUUGUAGAAGUCGCCUCUCGUGAAGAACUAUUGCUCGCAUAUCCAGCUUAAAAUGAUAAGACAAAUAUUCUUGUUUGUUUUUGGAUUGACAAUUGUUGUAGCACAGAGGAGAUUAGCAUUGCCAGAUCCACGCAGUUGCUCCAGUAGAAUUCGUCAUGCUUCAUAUCGAGAUGCCCGCGGAGUUACACAUUCCUAUUUUUUCAGCUGGGAACAUGCCCCUACUAAAAGCUUAGAAGUAGAUUGGCUUGAUGCCAGAAACAUUUGUCGUAGACAUUGUAUGGAUGCAGUAAGUUUAGAAACUCCACAAGAGAACGAGUUCGUAAAGCAAAGAAUAUCUAGAGGAAAUAUAAGAUAUAUUUGGACGUCGGGACGAAAAUGUAACUUUAACGGAUGUGACCGUCCCGAUUUGGUACCUGCUAAUGUAAACGGUUGGUUUUGGUCUGGUUCUGGUGCGAAAAUUGGACCAACCACUCAACGUAAUUCCGGUGACUGGAGCCACACAGGAGGGUUUGGGCAAGCACAGCCAGAUAACAGGGAAGCACCACAAGGUAAUGAUGAAUCAUGUUUAGCUGUAUUGAAUAACUUUUACCAAGAUGGAGUGAAGUGGCACGAUGUUGCAUGCCACCACUUAAAGCCAUUUGUAUGCGAAGACAGUGAUGAACUUUUAAACUUUGUACGUUCCCGCAACCAAGGAAUUCGUCUAUAAGAAUUCUUUGUAAUUUUGUAUUUAAGUAAAUUAUGUCAGUAUAUUCAUUAAUGCACAAAAACAAAUACUUAGAAAAAUAAAUUUACAACGAUAUUAUAUGAAAUAUAAAUAUAAUACUCCAACUUAUAAUACAUAUUAUAUAAAAAGUUUGUAUACAAUAAAUUAUUUAUUUUCCCAAUUUGGCUAUUUUGUGAGUAAACAAUUUUAAACUAUCAUUUAUCUACUUUUAAUUUUUAAUUUUAAGUUUACGAUUAUAUAUGUAUGAUUAAUAAAGUUUUUUAAUGUUUUAUAUGAAAAA
Molecule: messenger RNA, 1051 nt
Organism: Acyrthosiphon pisum (pea aphid)
Lineage: Eukaryota; Metazoa; Arthropoda; Insecta; Hemiptera; Aphididae
Product: C-type lectin-like
Source: RefSeq, marked provisional